GGAAGUCAUUCAUAAUCCGGAAGAGCUUCUUUCAGUGGAGGAAGUUUAGCGCCAGAAGAACGACUGAGAUUUAGCCAAACGGAGGGGGGGAAAGCAGAAAACAGUACGGUAUGGACUCUUCAGACAGAAGCCGGAGUCCCAGUCCUGUUCAGAGAGAACGCAGUGGACCAUCAGAAGAUGAGUCCAGUCCAGCAGCGAUGCCUUCAGAGGGCGACUCUGCUGACAGAAAUGCCACAGAAGAGCCGACGUCUCAGGACACUCCUGCUGGUCGUGCCCCCUCCAGAAGCUCCGCCUCUAGCAGCAGCAGCAGCAGUGAUAAUGACAACGAUGACGACGACGACAAUGAUGACAGCAGCAGUAGUGAGGAUGAGCAUCAGGGGGCGAUGAGGAAGAUCAGGAGCAGUGUGGCUCAGAUCAGAAGAUCCAGGACCAAGUCCAAGGAGCGAGACAGAUCUGGGUCCAGAGAGAGAAAUAAGUCCAGGUCCAGAGAGCAAGACAGAUCUGGGUCCAGAGACAGAAAUCGGUCUCGAUCCAGGGAGCGAGACAGAUCCAGAUCCAGGGGACGGGACAGAUCCAGAUCCAGAUCCAGAUCCAGAGAGCAAGACAGAUCCGGGUCCAGAUCCAGAGAGCAAGACAGAUCCGGGUCCAGAUCCAGAGAGCAAGACAGAUCCGGGUCCAGAUCCAGGGGACGAGACAGAUCCAGAGGAAGAGACAGAGACAGAGACAGAGACCGAUCCAGGGGGCGAGACAGGUCCAGGUCCAGAGACCGGGAUCGCUAUGACAGGGGACGUUACGUUCGGGACCGCUACGAUGGCAGGGACGGGCGCUUUGACCGACGGGCCAAUCGGGACGCAGAGUUGGACCACAGGAGGCGGGGUCGCUCUGCCUCCCCCGCUGAUAAAGAGGUGGCAGAAGAACCUCCAGUAAAGAAGAAGAAGGAGGAGCUGGAUCCGAUCCUGACGAGGACGGGAGGAGCUUACAUCCCCCCUGCCAAACUCCGAAUGAUGCAGCAACAAAUCACAGACAAGAGCAGCCUGGCCUAUCAGAGGAUGAGCUGGGAGGCUCUGAAGAAGUCCAUCAACGGUCUCAUCAACAAGGUGAACGUGUCCAACAUCGUCAACAUCAUCCAGGAGCUGCUGCAGGAGAACAUCGUCAGGGGGAGGGGUCUCCUGGCUCGGUCCAUUCUUCAGGCCCAGGCGGCGUCCCCCAUCUUCACCCACGUUUAUGCCGCCGUCGUCGCCAUCAUCAACUCUAAGUUUCCUCAGAUCGGAGAGCUGAUCCUCAAACGCCUCAUCCUGGCCUUCAGGAGGAGCUACCGCCGCAACCUCAAGCAACAGUGCCUGACAGCCUCCAAGUUUGUGGCUCACCUCAUCAACCAGAACGUGGCCCAUGAGGUCCUCUGUCUGGAGAUGCUCACUCUGCUGCUGGAGCGUCCGACUGACGACAGUGUGGAAGUGGCCAUUUCCUUCCUGAAGGAGUGCGGACUGAAGUUGACUGAGGUCUCGCCGCGAGGAAUCAACGCCAUAUUCGAGCGUCUCAGGAAUGUCCUCCAUGAGUCGGCCAUUGAUAAAAGGGUCCAGUACAUGAUCGAGGUGAUGUUCGCCAUCAGGAAGGACGGGUUCAAAGACCACCCUGUGAUCCCUGAAGGCCUGGACCUGGUGGACGAGGACGACCAGUUCACCCACAUGCUGCCACUGGACGACGAGUACAACCCCGAGGACGUCCUCAAUGUUUUUAAGUUGGACCCGGAUUUCCUGGAAAAUGAGGAGAAAUACAAAACCCUCAAAAAAGACAUCUUGGACGAGGGCAGCAGUGACUCCGGGGAGGACGGAGAUGGCAGCGACGAGGACGAAGAUGAAGAAGAUGAGAAUGAGGAGGAAGGAGAAGGUGAGAAAGUGACCAUCUUUGACCAGACUGAAGUAAACCUGGUGGCUUUUAGAAGAACCAUCUACCUGGCCAUCCAGUCUAGUUUGGACUUUGAAGAGUGUGCUCAUAAACUGAUAAAGAUGGAUUUCCCUGAUAGUCAGACGAAGGAGCUGUGUAACAUGAUCCUGGACUGCUGCGCUCAACAGAGGACCUACGAGAAGUUCUUUGGUUUGUUGGCCGGGAGGUUCUGUCUGCUGAAGAAGGAGUACAUGGAGAGCUUCGAGGGUAUUUUUGCUGAACAGUACGACACCAUCCACCGCCUGGAGACCAACAAACUGAGGAAUGUGGCCCGACUGUUCGCUCACCUGCUCUACACUGACUCUGUCCCCUGGAGCGUGUUGGAGUGUAUCAGGAUGAGUGAGGAGACCACCACCUCCUCCAGCAGGAUCUUCGUCAAAAUCCUCUUCCAGGAGCUGUGUGCCUACAUGGGGCUGCCCAGACUCAACCAGAGGCUCAAGGACCAGACUCUGCAGCCAUUCUUUGAAGGCCUGUUCCCUCGUGAUAAUCCCAGAAACACCCGCUUCGCCAUCAACUUCUUCACCUCCAUCGGACUCGGAGGGCUGACGGACGAGCUAAGGGAACAUCUGAAGAACGCUCCUAAGAUGAUCAUGACCCAGAACCAGGAAGUGGAAUCCUCCGACUCCUCAUCCUCCUCUUCGUCCUCCUCCUCAUCGUCUGACUCCUCCUCCUCAGACUCAUCCAGCGAAUCAGACUCGUCGUCGUCUGACUCCUCCAGCAGCAGCAGCUCAGACUCCGAUAACAAACACAGGAAGAAGAAGAAGAGGAAAGAACAGAGCGACAAGAAGAAGAAAGAUAAAGACAAAUCCAAGACCAAGGAGAAACCGACAAACAGGAAACAAGGAAGACACCAAGAAGAUGACAGCGACGAAGAAAAACAGGCAAGAAAGGACCGCAGCGGGCGCCAACGCGAGGCCGAGGAGCGGGAACGAGCACAUGAUGGUACCCGGCGAAGCAGACGGGUCGAGGAGGAAGAGGAGGAGGAAGACAACGACAGGAGGAGACGGAAAACGGAUGGAGAGGACAGACAGAGGGAGAGAGAACGAGAGAGAGAUAGGGCGAGAGAGGGAGAGGACAAGAGGGAGAGAGAGAGGCAGAGGGACAGAGAGAGGAACAAGGAGAACAGAGACCGAAACCGAGAGCGAGACGAGAGGAGGAGGAGGUAAAAGCCUUCAUCUGAGCCUCAGAAAACCCUGUUCUGUUCUGUUCUGGUGUCUGGACCCAUCUGUCUGUCUGUCUUUAUUAUUUUUAAUUUUGUUGUUAAUGAAAAGAGAAAACAUUAAAGUUUGUUUAGAUGUUUUUUUAACCUGUUGGUUUCACUGUUAAUCACAUGAUGUCGUCCAGUUCCGUGUCCUCUAAAGACCCUUACGCACUGAGAUUUCCAGGAACUUUGAUUCCUGGAAUUUUUUUUUUUUUUAUCUGGGGUAAAAGAAUUCCUGGUAAUCUGUGUGCUUUGCAUUUCCACCUCAGUGUUCUGGAAAGUAUAUUCAGAUCAGUCUGAUGAUGUAUGUGGGAGGCUGCACUACCCCUCCAGUCCAGUAGGUGGUGCUAAGAAGAAGACGCUUAAGGGCAAACACACACAGUACAACAGGAAGGAGGACAAGUUGUCCUGUUGUUCCUCUUGUUUUACUACAAAUAAAGCCAUGUGAUCUGCACGGAAAAGAUGCAGACACCACUGGAUUAAACAUGGAGGGUGAACGGAACCCUGACAGUGUGUUCCACCAAUCAGCUUUCUUCUGCACACAGCCCCGCCCCCAAGAAUACCAGGAAUUUGAAAAGUCCAACCCCUUACUAAAAGUCCAAUCCCCAUUACUAGAAACUUUUUUCAGGGGAAAUUUGGGGUCAAGGGAAUGUUUUGGGGUUUUUUCCCUCUGUUUAAUUUCAGUGGAAACACAUCAAAUAUUUUUUUUCAGAAUCUAAAGUAAAUGAUAGAAGUUAGUUGAUGGAAAAGGGGGUUCCUCCUGUGUCUAAAACUCUGUAGACUCCUACACCCUCGUCCACACCAAUGCAGAUAUUUUCCUCUACGUUUGUUCCUCUCGUCCACAUGUAACAGUGUUUUAUGUCCCAGAAACAUGGACGUCCAGUAUUUUUCACACUGUCCACAGGUUGGACAACAUUAUGGGCAGGACCAGAUGUCGGACACAUUUGGAAAUGGUUUUGCGCUGGUGUGUGGACAGAAAAGAAGAAAAUAUCUGUGUUAGUGUGGACGGGCGUCAAUGUUGAAUCCUUGGUUUCUUUGUGAAAGCUGCAGCAUAAAUAAUUUUCCAGUUCUUUAAUGCUUCAAGGUUCUUCAUGAAAUCUACAAGGAGUCAGUAGAUAUCCUGUUAAUGAUGUAAUAAUGUGAAGUUUUUAAUUAUGUCAUCAGAGCAAUGUAAACCAUUCCAUUUGAUGAUGUUUUGAUACCUUGAAAUGUUUUAAUCUGGGAAAUAAAACUAAAAUCAG
Molecule: messenger RNA, 4386 nt
Organism: Sphaeramia orbicularis (orbiculate cardinalfish)
Lineage: Eukaryota; Metazoa; Chordata; Actinopteri; Kurtiformes; Apogonidae
Gene: cwc22
Product: CWC22 spliceosome associated protein
Exons: 20
Coding region: 111-3110 (999 amino acids)
Biological process (GO): mRNA splicing, via spliceosome
Cellular component (GO): catalytic step 2 spliceosome
Molecular function (GO): RNA binding; protein binding
Source: RefSeq, a predicted model, not a curated record